Messenger RNA from Ramularia collo-cygni, 795 nucleotides. RefSeq lists its product as uncharacterized. The transcript has 3 exons. Lineage: Eukaryota; Fungi; Ascomycota; Dothideomycetes; Mycosphaerellales; Mycosphaerellaceae. Gene Ontology annotation, molecular function: protein binding. The record is from RefSeq and is a predicted model, not a curated record. The coding region runs from base 1 to 795 and encodes 264 amino acids.
AUGUCGACAACAAUGGCCGAUGACAGUCGCCUCACGGACGAGUUGCGCAAAUUGCAAGCAAACAAUAUCGCGCUCUUCAACAACUCGCAAUACUCGGACCUGACCGUCAUUUGCGAUGACAGCUCUUGGAAGGUUCAUAAGUGCAUUGUAUGUCCACGCUCCGCCUACUUCGCCAAAGCAUGUGACGGCGGAUUCAAGGACGCUUCUGAUGGCUCUAUCACCUUACUCGAAGACGACUGCUUCGCUGUGCACGCUAUGCUCAACUUCCUCUAUAGCGCGGACUACGACGACCAGGAUGAUGGCGAAGGUGCGCCCGUUCUGCUGAAUUUGUUUGUUCAUACGCUUGCCGACAAGUACGAUAUCCCGGCACUGACUGAACUGGCAACUGCCAAAUUCUACACUUGCGCCGAACCGGAUUGGCGUUCUAAAGGCUUUGCCGAUGCCGUCGAGGAAAUCUACACAGUCUCGCACGACACCAAGCAGGAUCUGCGAAGCCACGUUGUCGAGAUCUGCGCAAAAAACGCUGUGGAGCUCUUUGGAGUGCUAGAAGAGGGUCAUGAGUUGGUGAAGCUCAGAUCCGUUGCAGACAACGUACCACGCUUCGGUGCUGACGUGGCCGCWCGUAUGGUCACCACUCUUUUGUUGCCUUUAGCCAAGAAGCUGCAGGGAAAUGCAGUAAGCCCAGACCGGUCGUCGUUGUUCGGCUCUCAAUCUUUCAACGGAGUGCGAAAAGCUAGUUUCAGCGAUGCAGGACGAGACAUGUAUGCGCAUUGGGAUGGGGGAAACAUCUUCUGA